AUGAGCAAGGAGGACCCGCAAUGUCGACCCGCAUCGCUGAAGUUCACCAUCGAUAACAUCCUCAACCUGAAAUCGAGCGGCGGAGCGGCUGACAGCUGCGGCUCGAAGGCGCCGCUCGCGCCCCUCGCGCCGCUCUGCCGCGAGGAAUUCCCUCGCGAGCUCGCGAACCAGGAGCCUGACAGCCGGCUAUACGACGCUGGGAACGAGCGAGUCCACACAGACGGGGAAGCGCCGGCGGAGGAGCCGCUGAGGAGCGCGGACGGAGGGUCCUCUCAGGACGUCGGUGCCAAGAAGAGCAAACCGGCGGCCAAAAAGAAGACCCGCACCAUCUUCUCCAAGCGGCAGAUCUUCCAGCUGGAGUCCACCUUCGACAUGAAGCGCUACCUGAGCAGCGCGGAGAGAGCCUGCCUCGCCAGCUCGCUGCAGCUCACCGAGACUCAGGUGAAAAUCUGGUUUCAGAACCGGAGGAAUAAGUUGAAACGGCAGCUGUCCACCGAGAUGGACGGACCGAACGGGGACUUCGGCGACGGCGGAAAGGCGGUGACCUUCCCCGGCCUGUACAAAGAGAACAGUCUGUUGGGGAGGUGUUUGUUACCGAUGCCGCUGCCGGUCGUUUAUCCCGGAGGCAGCGCGCCCUAUUUAUGCCUCUCAAACGGCACCAAGUACUUCGGUUUUUUCGAAGGAGACGUGUGA
Colossoma macropomum (tambaqui) is the source of this 693-nucleotide messenger RNA. RefSeq names its product H6 family homeobox 4 (gene hmx4). Gene Ontology annotation, molecular function: DNA-binding transcription factor activity, RNA polymerase II-specific; RNA polymerase II transcription regulatory region sequence-specific DNA binding. NCBI's taxonomy places the organism in Eukaryota, Metazoa, Chordata, Actinopteri, Characiformes, Serrasalmidae. Gene Ontology annotation, biological process: regulation of transcription by RNA polymerase II. The record is from RefSeq and is a predicted model, not a curated record. Gene Ontology annotation, cellular component: nucleus. The transcript is spliced from 2 exons. Bases 1 to 693 code for a protein of 230 amino acids.